AAUAUACCAGAAAUACUUGAUUCUAUUUCUAAAAUUUAAUUUUAUUCAGUCUUCGGCGAGAUUUCGAUACGACAAGAUAGUAAUACAACUAAAUAAGAAAAAGAGGUUGUCUCGUAAGUUUUUAAGGUCAGGUAAUGUCUCAGAGCCAAUACAACCUAAAAAGUUAUAAAUUAACAUCGCGGAUUUUAUAUUAAACAUCCUCGUUGUAAUUAAAAAUUAUGGCUGAGGCAGAAGGAAGCUCAGAGCAGGAUGAUGUUUCAUUCUUGCGUACGGAAGACAUGGUGUGUCUUUCGUGUACAGCAACUGGUGAAAGAGUUUGUCUUGCAGCUGAAGGAUUUGGUAACAGACAUUGUUUCCUGGAAAAUAUAGCUGAUAAAAAUAUUCCUCCUGAUUUAUCGCAAUGUGUUUUUGUUAUUGAACAAGCAUUGUCCGUUCGUGCCUUGCAGGAGUUGGUUACAGCAGCUGGAUCGGAAACCGGUAAAGGAACUGGUUCAGGCCAUAGAACACUUUUAUAUGGCAAUGCUAUUCUUCUUCGUCAUCAUAACAGUGAUAUGUAUUUAGCGUGCCUUUCAACGUCUUCAUCGAAUGAUAAGCUGUCCUUUGAUGUCGGUCUACAGGAGCAUAGUCAGGGAGAAGCGUGUUGGUGGACUGUUCAUCCCGCAAGCAAACAGCGUUCGGAGGGUGAGAAAGUCCGUGUCGGUGAUGAUCUUAUUUUGGUGUCAGUUGCAACUGAGAGAUAUUUGCACACAACUAAGGAAAAUGAACAAUCGAUUGUAAAUGCAAGCUUCCAUGUUACCCAUUGGUCGGUGCAACCCUAUGGUACUGGUAUAUCUCGUAUGAAGUAUGUUGGUUAUGUUUUUGGUGGUGAUGUCUUGAGAUUCUUUCAUGGUGGUGAUGAGUGUCUUACGAUACCAAGUACUUGGGGUCGAGAAGCUGGUCAAAAUAUUGUGGUUUAUGAAGGAGGUUCUGUAAUGUCCCAAGCUCGAUCACUUUGGAGACUAGAAUUGGCAAGAACAAAAUGGACUGGUGGUUUUAUAAAUUGGUUACAUCCGAUGAGAAUAAGACACAUUACAACUGGCAGAUAUUUAGGUGUAAAUGAGAAUAAUGAAUUGAAUUUGGUUAAAAAAGAAGAUGCAACAAUUGCUUCAACAACUUUCUGUCUAAGACAAGAAAAAGACGAUCAAAAAGUUGUCCUCGAAGAUAAGGAUUUGGAAAUUAUUGGAGCUCCAAUUAUCAAAUAUGGUGAUACAACAGUUAUUGUUCAGCAUUGUGAGUCAAGCUUAUGGCUCAGUUAUAAAAGCUAUGAGACAAAGAAAAAAGGUGUGGGAAAAGUCGAAGAGAAACAAGCCAUUCUACACGAAGAAGGAAAAAUGGACGAUUGCUUAGACUUUUCGCGAUCGCAAGAAGAAGAAUCAAAAACUGCUCGAGUUAUUCGAAAGUGCAGUAGUUUGUUUACGCAGUUUAUUAAUGGCCUAGAAACUUUACAAUCGAACCGAAGGCAUUCGAUAUUCUUCCAAAAAGUCAAUCUUGGCGAAAUGGUUAUGUGUCUGGAAGAUUUGAUCAAUUACUUCUCCCAGCCCGAAGACGAUAUGGAACACGAAGAGAAACAAAACAAAUUCCGAGCCUUGAGAAAUCGUCAAGAUCUGUUCCAAGAAGAGGGCGUCCUAAAUCUCAUUCUAGAGGCUAUUGAUAAAAUUAACAUCAUCACAUCGCAAGGCUUCUUGGCAAGUUUUCUUGCCAGUGAUGAAAUUGGUCAAAGUUGGGAUUUAAUAUCGACGUAUUUGUAUCAACUUUUGGCAGCCAUUAUCAAAGGCAAUCAUACAAAUUGUGCUCAAUUUGCCAAUAGCAAUCGUUUGAAUUGGCUUUUUUCUCGAUUGGGAUCGCAGGCAUCUAGUGAAGGUUCCGGAAUGUUGGAUGUACUUCAUUGUGUGUUGAUUGAUUCGCCAGAAGCUUUGAAUAUGAUGAGAGAUGAACAUAUUAAAGUUAUUAUAUCUUUGUUGGAAAAGCAUGGAAGAGAUCCAAAGGUUCUUGAUGUAUUGUGUUCACUGUGCGUUGGUAAUGGUGUGGCAGUGAGAUCGUCUCAGAAUAAUAUCUGUGACUAUUUGUUGCCUGGUAAAAAUUUACUUCUACAAACCCAGCUGGUUGAUCAUGUUGCGAGUAUUCGACCAAAUAUUUUUGUUGGAAGAGUUGAAGGUUCUGCUAUGUAUCAGAAAUGGUAUUUUGAAGUCACUAUGGAUCAUAUUGAACGGACAACACACAUGAUGCCGCAUCUUAGAAUUGGUUGGGCCAAUACUGCUGGCUAUGUACCAUACCCUGGCGGAGGUAAGAAAUGGGGUGGUAAUGGAGUUGGUGACGAUCUUUACUCCUUCGGUUUUGACGGAGCUUACUUCUGGACUGGAGGUCGAAAAACCCAAAUUGUUGAAAAUCUUCCAGAAGAACCAUUUAUUAGGAAAGGAGAUGUUAUCGGUGUAGCCCUUGACUUGGCAGUACCAAUUAUCACAUUUUCUUUCAACGGCAUGAAAGUUAGAGGAAGCUUCAGAGGCUUCAAUUUAGAUGGAAUGUUCUUCCCUGUUAUGAGUUGUUCAUCAAAACUAAGUUGUCGUUUCCUAUUCGGUGGAGAUCAUGGUCGUUUGAAAUACCCUCCACCAGUUGGAUUCUCCCCACUCGUACAAUGUCUAAUGCCCCAUCAAAUUUUAAGUCUCGAUCCGUGUUUCUAUUUUGGAAAUUUAAAUAAAAAUGUCCUUGCUGGUCCAUGGAUGAUAGAGGAUGACACUGCUUUCGUACCAAAUCCAGUUGAUACGUCAGGUGUAUCUCUUCCAUCUUCCGUUGACUCGAUCAAGGAGAAAUUAGCUGAAAACAUACACGAAAUGUGGGCUUUGAAUAAAAUCGAAUCGGGCUGGUCGUGGGGUGAACAUCGCGAUGAUUAUCAUCGUAUACAUCCAUGUUUGACGCAAUUUGAGAAACUUCCACCAGCUGAAAAACGUUAUGAUAGUCAACUUGCUGUACAAACAUUGAAAACUAUCAUAUCUUUGGGUUACUACAUCACAAUGGAUAAGCCACCAGCUAGAAUCCGACCGGUACGUUUGCCAAAUGAAAUUUUCAUGCAAGCAAACGGCUAUAAGCCAGCUCCGUUGGACCUAAGUGCUGUGACUUUGACACCGAAAUUGGAAGAAUUGGUUGAUCAAUUAGCUGAAAAUACCCAUAACCUUUGGGCUAAGGAGAGAAUUCAGCAAGGCUGGACUUAUGGCUUGAAUGAAGACUCGGAAAACCAUCGAAGUCCUCAUUUGGUUCCAUAUUCCAAAGUCGAUGAAGCUAUUAAGAAGGCUAAUCGUGAUACAGCUUCAGAAACUGUUCGAACACUUUUGGUUUAUGGAUAUGUACUUGACCCACCAACUGGAGAAGGCAAUGAAGCUCUCUUAGCUGAAGCCCUUCGUUUAAAAUUCGCGGCCUUCAGGACAUAUCGAGUGGAGAAAAACUAUGCUGUCACAUCGGGCAAAUGGUAUUUCGAAUUCGAAGUUUUGACAUCAGGUCCAAUGCGAGUUGGAUGGGCCCGUGCCGAUUGUCAUCCAGGAGCAAUGUUGGGCAGUGACGAUUGCAGUUGGGCUUUCGAUGGACACAAUGUUACUAAGGUGCAUGGAGGUUCGAUUGAACAUUUUGGUGUUCGCUAUGAAGCAGGCGACGUAAUUGGUUGUUUUAUAGACGUCAAGGAACAAACUAUAAGUUUCUCAUUGAAUGGUGAACUUUUGAUGGAUGCAUUAGGUGGUGAAACGACUUUUGCUGAUGUUACAGCUGAUGGAGUUGGUUUUGUUCCAGCUUGUACUUUGGGUGUUGGUCAAAAGGCUCGAUUGAUUUAUGGACAAGAUGUUGAUUCUUUGAAGUUCUUUACCACUUGUGGUUUGCAAGAGGGUUACGAACCAUUCUGUGUCAACAUGCGACGUCCUGUUACACAUUGGUACACUAAGGAUCAGCCAAUAUUCGAAAAUACCGAAGAAAUGCCCGAUUGUCGUAUUGAUGUUACUCGAAUUCCUGGCGGUGCAGAUACUCCACCUCAUUUGAAAAUUUCACACAAUACAUUCGAAACAAUGGAAAAAGCCAAUUGGGAAUUUUUGCGUUUAUCACUUCCUGUUACUUGUAUGAGUGAAUUUAUCAGUGAAAGUGAAAAAUCACGUCGUUGGGAAGAAAUCAAAAUUCGUCAAUAUCGUCUUAUGAUAGACAGUCAAGAAGCUAUGCAACCUCAACCAUCACAAGCUGCUCAUGUUGAUCAUAUGUUAAAGAGUGGUUUUACAAUGAACGAUAUAAAGGGUUUAAAUAGAAAUUAUAACGAUAAUACUGAAGCCGAAGAUAAUAUGAAUGGUCCGUCAAGACCCCCACGAAAGGGUUCACUAACAAGGAAUAUCACAUUUGAAGACGGUAUGUCUGACAAUAUGCGAGGAUCAACAACUGCCUUGGACAUGAUGAAUGGUUUAGACGAGGCUGAAGAUAAGAAAAAACGUGGAAGAAGUCCGUUUAAAUUUUUCUCCAAAAAGUCCCGAGAUCAAAGUAAAGACAAAGUUAGGCCAAGGGAAACUUCUCCAAUGGAGAGGAGGAAUACUGUUGCUCAUGGAAGGAAUGUUGUAAAUUCCCAAAUGACAACCCGAAAUCCUACAGUUCGGGUAACAAACACCAACGAGCAAGGUGGUGGCGUACAACCUCCAGCAGCUCCUGAACGUCAAGCUGGCCCAAAAGCAAUGAGUGGUGGAAAUUUAGGAAAUCCAUCAGUGGAAUCUUCCGGCAAUGAAAUGUUCGAUGCCGAUUGCUUAAGACUCAUCAAUGAAUACUUUUAUGGAGUCCGAAUUUUCCCCGGACAAGAUCCAACUCAUGUAUACGUCGGUUGGGUGACAACACAAUAUCAUUUGCACAGCAAAGAAUUCAACAAGUCCAAAGUCCGUUGUGCUUCUGUAGUUAUUGAAGAUUACUACGAGCAAAUAAUGGAACAUAUUGAUCGUCAAAGUUGUUAUGUUGUUCGUGCUGAUGAGCUCUUCAAUGAAGUCACUCAGGAUGCAUCGGGAAAAGGUGCUUCACAGGGAAUGUUUGUGGGAUGUUUUGUCGAUACAGCAACGGGUAUAAUUAGAUUUACCUGUGAAGGUAAAGAAACUUCUCAUCGUUGGUUAAUGGAGCCGGAUACAAAACUCUUUCCGGCGAUAUUUGUCGAAGCUACUAGCAAGGAAAUCCUUCAAAUCGAAUUGGGAAGGACACCAACAACUCUUCCACUUUCAGCAGCUGUUCUUCCAACAAGUGACAAACACGUUAAUCCUCAAUCACCACCUCGUCUGAAGGUGCAAUGUUUGAAGCCUCAUCAAUGGGCUCGAGUUCCCAAUACAGCUUUGCAGGUUCAUGCUCUAAAACUUUCCGAUAUCCGUGGUUGGUCAAUGCUGUGUGAAGAUCCAGUUUCAAUGCUGGCUCUCCACAUCCCUGAGGAAGAUCGUUGCAUAGAUAUUUUAGAACUGAUUGAAAUGGACAAGAGUUUAUCUUUCCAUUCCCACACUUUAACCCUGUAUGCAGCUUUAUGUUACCAAUCAAAUUAUCGAGCUGCACAUGCUUUGUGUCAACAUGUCGAUCAAAAACAACUUCUUUAUGCUAUUCGUUCGGAAUACAUGAGUGGACCAUUGAGACAAGGAUUCUAUGAUCUUUUGAUUGCUUUGCAUUUGGAAUCACAUGCAACUACUAUGGAAGUUUGCAAAAAUGAAUAUAUUACACCUCUGGGUCCUGAACUUAAGGAACUGUAUGGAGAUGAAGAGAUGUGUCAUUCAUUGCGUUCUCUGGUAACAGAGUCCGUUAGACCACAGUUAAGAAUGACUGAAAUAACUCCCCCCACAAGCCCUCAAACAAUUGGUUUAGCGCCAAGUGCUUCCAGUGAACCCAUCCCGACGAUCGAGCAGCUAUAUUCACCGAAAUUCCCCUUGGAAGUUGUCCGUGAAUUUGUAAUGGAGGCUUUAAAAGAGGCUGUCGAAGUGAAUCAGGUGCAUAAUCGUGAUCCGAUUGGUUGGUCGAAUGAAAAUUUGUUUUUGCCACUGAUUAAACUAACGGAUCGCCUUCUUUUGGUUGGAGUUCUAACAGAUGAAGAUGUUCAAAAGCUUCUCGUGAUGGUUAACCCAGAAACCUGGGACAGUUCCUUCGAAAAAGAUGGUAAAGAUGAGCACCGUAAAGGUCUUCUGACGAUGAAAAUGGCCGAGGGUGCCAAACUGCAAAUGUGCUAUCUACUCCAUCAUUUAUAUGACAUCCAACUGCGACACAGGGUUGAAAGUAUCAUAGCUUUCUCACACGACUUCGUUGGAGACCUUCAAGCUGAUCAGCUCCGUCGUUACAUUGAAAUCAAACAAUCCGAUCUUCCAAGUGCCGUUGCUGCCAAAAAGACCAAGGAAUUCCGUUGUCCACCGCGAGAACAAAUGAAUCAGAUCUUAUGUUUCAAAAAUCUCGAACCUGACGAUCAAGAAAACUGUACAUGCGGUCUUGAUCUUCGUGGAAGUCUCUACGACUUCCAUGAAAGUCUAAUGAACAAAGUUUCCCUAAAUGCUCUACAAGAGCCCGAAGAAGGAGACGGUGCUAAUGCCAUCGAAGAAAUCAAAACGGGACCAAUAACAAAAAUAUUCAACUUCAUAAACACUGUCAAAGAACUCGAAGAAGGUCCAAAAGAACCUGAAGAACCAGAAAAGAAAACUCCCGAAGAGGUCUUCCGCAAGGUUCUCAUCAAAACAAUAGUACAAUGGGCUGAAGAGUCACAAAUAGAAAAUCCAAAACUUGUCAGAGAAAUGUUUAGCUUACUAGUUCGUCAAUACGAUACAGUUGGCGAGCUAGUACGUGCCUUAGAAAAAACUUACGUCAUUAACAGUAAGGCCCGCGAUGAUGUUGCUGAAAUGUGGGUUGGUUUGAGCCAAAUUCGGGCCCUUCUUCCGGUCCAAAUGAGUCAAGAAGAAGAAGAACUCAUGCGGAAGAGGCUUUGGAAAUUAGUUAACAAUGCUACAUUUUUCCAACAUCCUGAUCUAAUUCGCAUACUCAGGGUUCAUGAAAACGUUAUGGCCGUAAUGAUGAAUACUCUAGGACGUCGUGCCCAAGCACAAAGUGAUGCUCCGGCACAAAGUGAAGGCACCGAAGGUGCACCGCCCAAAGAAAAAGACACAUCCCACGAAAUGGUUGUGGCAUGUUGUCGUUUCCUUUGCUAUUUCUGCCGAACUGGCCGUCAAAAUCAAAAAGCCAUGUUCGAUCACUUUGAUUUUCUGUUAGAUAAUGCAAAUAUUCUGCUAGCUCGUCCGAGCUUACGCGGUUCCACACCAUUAGAUGUGGCAUACUCGAGUUUAAUGGAGAACACAGAAUUAGCUCUGGCGCUUAGAGAACACUAUUUGGAAAAAAUUGCUGUGUACCUAUCCAGGUGUGGAUUACAAAGCAACUCAGAACUUGUCGAAAAAGGAUAUCCAGAUCUGGGUUGGGACCCAGUUGAGGGUGAACGUUAUUUAGAUUUCCUUCGUUAUUGCGUAUGGGUAAAUGGAGAAAGCGUUGAAGAAAAUGCUAACCUUGUCAUUCGUCUUCUUAUCCGACGUCCAGAAUGUUUAGGGCCGGCUCUAAGAGGAGAAGGGGAAGGUCUAUUUCGAGCAAUUGUUGAGGCCAAUAAGAUGUCCGAGAAAAUUGCCGAUCGUUGCAAAUUACAAGACGAAGCUGAAGGUACUAUUGCUGGCCUCAACUUUACCCAUCCCCUGCCCGAAGGCGAAGAAGAUGAAGAUUACAUUGACACUGGUGCUGCUAUCUUGAAUUUCUAUUGUACAUUGGUAGAUCUUCUUGGCAGAUGUGCACCAGAUGCAUCAGUAAUUGAACAGGGCAAAAAUGAAUCGCUGAGGGCUAGAGCUAUUUUGAGAUCUCUGGUGCCACUUGAAGAUCUUCAAGGUGUUUUAAGUUUGAAAUUUACUCUAACGCAAACAGCACCGGGUGAAGAGAAACCCAAGUCAGAUAUGCCGUCGGGUUUGUUGCCAAAUAAUAAACAGAGUAUAGUGUUGUUUUUGGAGCGUGUUUAUGGUAUUGAAGUGCAAGAACUCUUCUAUAGGCUUUUGGAAGAUGCCUUCUUGCCAGAUUUACGAACUGCUACUAUGUUGGAUAAGAGUGAUGGUUCGGAGAGUGAUAUGGCAUUAUCAAUGAAUCGUUAUAUUGGCAAUUCAAUUCUGCCACUUUUGAUAAAACAUUCAAAGUUUUAUAAUGAAGCUGAAAAUUAUGCAAGCUUAUUGGAUGCUACGCUACAUACGGUUUAUAGAUUGUCGAAAAAUCGUAUGUUGACGAAAGGUCAACGAGAAGCUGUAUCAGAUUUUCUUGUUGCGCUGACAUCUCAGAUGCAACCUGCGAUGUUGUUAAAACUUUUACGCAAGUUGACUGUGGAUGUCUCGAAACUUUCUGAGUACACAACAGUGGCUUUAAGACUUUUAACACUUCAUUUUGAUCGUUGUGCCAAAUAUUAUGGCUCGACACAAGGACAAGGAUCUUAUGGUGCUUCAUCGGAUGAAGAGAAACGUCUUACAAUGUUACUAUUUUCGAAUAUUUUCGAUUCACUUAGCAAUAUGGAUUAUGAUCCGGAAUUGUUUGGCAAAGCUUUGCCAUGUUUAAUUGCAAUCGGGUGUGCUUUGCCACCUGAUUAUAGUUUGUCAAAGAAUACCGAUGAAGAUUAUUAUGGAAGACAGACGGGAGCACCAGAUCAACCACAAUAUGAUCCAAAUCCUAUUGAUACGUCAGUGGUUCAUUUGGAUAAUGAUUUGAAUUCAUUGGUACAGAAGUUUAGUGAACAUUAUCAUGAUGCUUGGGCAAGUCGUCGAUUGGAAGGUGGAUGGGUGCAUGGAGAUAUUCGAUCGGAUUCGGAAAGAAAACAUCCUAGAUUGAAGCCGUAUAAUAUGUUGAGUGAAUAUGAAAGAGAACGUUAUCGAGACCCAGUUCGUGAAAGCCUUAAAGCUCUCCUUUCCAUCGGCUGGACUAUUGAACACUCCGAAUUAGAUGUACCACUCAGUAAUCGCGGAGGAUCAACAAGACGCACCUCUAAACCACAAAUCAAUGAUUUUCAGAAUGAAGGAAAUGCCUUUAACUACAAUCCACAUCCUGUGGAUAUGACAAAUCUAACAUUAAGCAGAGAAAUGCAAAAUAUGGCUGAACGAUUGGCCGAAAACUCUCAUGAUAUUUGGGCCAAGAAGAAGAAGGAAGAAUUAAAUACUUGUGGAGGUAUCAUUCAUUCGCAAUUGGUUCCUUAUGAUUUGUUAACUGACAAAGAGAAACGAAAGGAUCGUGAACGUUCACAAGAGUUCUUGAAAUAUAUGCAAUAUCAAGGAUACAAAUUACACAAGCCUACUAAAGGUGGCGCUAUGGAAGGUGAAGGUGUCGCCACUCAAGCCGCUGUCGAAUUAAGAUUCUCCUAUUCUCUCUUAGAGAAACUCAUCCAAUAUCUCGACCGAGCCACUAUCAACAUGAAACUAUUGAAACCGUCUACAACAUUUAGCCGAAGAAGUUCCUUCAAGACCGCCUCGCGAGAUAUCAAAUUCUUCUCCAAAGUCGUGCUUCCUCUGAUGGAGAAAUACUUCUCCACUCAUAGAAAUUAUUUCAUUGCCGUUGCCACUGCCACAAAUAAUAUCGGUGCUGCAUCUUUGAAAGAAAAAGAAAUGGUUGCAUCGAUAUUCUGUAAACUAGCAUCUUUGCUAAGAAAUCGACUGGCAGCUUUUGGACCAGAUGUCAGAAUUACAGUCCGCUGUCUUCAAGUGUUAGUUAAAGGAAUUGAUGCCAAGUCUUUGGUGAAGAACUGCCCUGAGUUCAUUCGAACUUCAAUGUUAACAUUCUUCAAUCAAACAGCUGACGAUUUGGGAAAUACCAUUGUUAAUUUGCAAGAUGGCAAAUAUAGUCAUUUACGAGGCACACAUCUCAAGACAUCAACAUCACUUGCUUAUGUCAAUCAAGUGAUUCUGCCGGUACUAACCGCCAUGUUUGAUCAUUUAGCUGCAUGCGACUAUGGAAGUGAUCUUUUGCUUGAUGAAAUUCAAGUAGCUUCGUACAAAAUUCUAGCAGCACUUUACAAUCUUGGUACUGAUCCGACUUUGACUCAUGAGAGAAAAUAUCUCAAGACAGAAAUUGAACGUCACCGUCCAGCUUUGGGGUCGUGCUUGGGAGCUUACAGUUCAUGUUUCCCAGUGGCAUUUUUAGAACCUCAUUUGAACAAACACAAUCAGUUUUCACUUCUUAAUCGAAUUGCUGAUCAUUCGCUAGAAGCUCAAGACAUUAUGGUCAAAAUGGAGAGCAGUAUGCCAAAUCUUGAGACUAUUCUGCAAGAAGUCGAUCAGUUUGUGGAAUCGGAUAAGACCUAUAUCGAUGCACCUUUUAUCAUUGAUGUAAUUUUGCCACUUUUGUGUUCGUAUUUGCCGUUUUGGUGGGCUCAAGGACCGGAUAAUGUUAGUCCGACAAGUGGAAAUCAUGUAACAAUGGUUACAGCUGAUCAUAUGAAUUCUCUUCUUAAAAAUGUCUUGAAAAUGAUCAAGAAGAAUAUUGGCAAUGAUAAUGCUCCAUGGAUGACAAGAAUUGCCGCCUACACUCAACAAAUUAUCAUCAAUACUUCGGAAGAGCUUCUGAAGGAUCCAUUCUUGCCAUUAGCUGAAAGAGUCAAGAAACGUACAGAAAACAUGUUCCACAAAGAAGAAAGUAUGCGAGGAUUCAUAAAAUCAGCGACCGAUGAUACUUCUCAAGUUGAGACCCAACUUCAGGAAGAUUGGCAGCUUUUGGUCCGCGAUAUUUACUCAUUCUAUCCAUUGCUGAUUAAAUACGUUGAUUUGCAACGUAAUCAUUGGCUAAAGGAUAACGUUCCCGAAGCUGAAGAACUUUACAAUCAUGUUGCUGAAAUAUUCAAUAUUUGGUCAAAGAGUCAAUAUUUCCUCAAAGAAGAACAAAACUUUAUAUCAGCAAAUGAAAUUGAUAACAUGGCGCUGAUUAUGCCAACGGCAACACGUAGAUCAGCUGCAAUUACAGAUGGCGCUCCAGUCACAGGUGGGAAAGUUAAAAAGAAGAAGAAGAAUCGUGAUAAGAAACGUGAUAAAGAUAAGGAAGUUCAAGCUAGUCUUAUGGUGGCUUGUCUUAAACGUUUGCUUCCGGUGGGUCUUAAUUUGUUUGCUGGACGUGAACAAGAAUUGGUGCAACAUUGUAAGGAUAGGUAUUUGAAGAAAAUGCCUGAAUAUGAAGUUAUUGAGUUUGCUCAUAUGCAACUGACUUUACCUGAUAAACUUGAUCCGUCCGAUGAGAUGUCAUGGCAGCAUUAUUUGUACUCAAAGCUUGGCAAAAAAGAUGAGAUACAAGAAGAUGCAGCUUUGGUGGAGAAAUCUAAUCAAAAUGAAAAGAAAGAUAAGACACAGGAAACGGUCGAUAGGAUUGUGGCUAUGGCGAAGGUGCUCUUUGGGUUGCAUAUGAUUGAUCAUCCACAACAACAAAGUAAAAAUGUUUACAGAAGUUGUGUGUCAAUUCAGAGAAAGCGUGCAGUUAUUGCUUGCUUCCGACAGACGUCUCUGCAUUCACUUCCAAGACAUCGAGCUUGUAAUAUAUUUGCCCGAACCUACCACGAACAAUGGUUACAAGAGGAAAAUGUUGGCCAAGAAGUUAUGAUUGAAGAUCUAACACAAACAUUCGAGGAGUCAGAAAAAUCAAAGAAGGAUGCCGAAGAAGAGGAAGGAAAGCCAGAUCCUUUGACUCAGUUGGUAACAACAUUCUGUCGUGGAGCUAUGACAGAACGAAGUGGAGCUUUGCAAGAGGAUCUUUUGUAUAUGUCUUAUGCUCAAAUUGCUGCUAAAUCGUGUGGUGAAGAAGAAGAGGAAGGUGGCGAUGAAGAAGGUGGAGCUGAGGGUGGUGAAGAAGGCGAAAGAACUAGUAUUCAUUUACGAUUAAAGCAACAAAUGGAUAAACUUAUGGAACAAGAAAUGGAAAAACAAAAACUCUUAUUCCACCAAGCACGUUUAUCGAAUCGUGGUGUAGCUGAAAUGGUUCUACUUCAUAUUUCCGCAUCUAAAGGAGUUCCCUCUGAAAUGGUUAUGACAACACUUAAUUUGGGAAUUUCAAUUCUAAGAGGUGGUAACAUUGACAUUCAAAUGGGAAUGUUAAAUCAUCUUAAGGAGAAAAAGGAUGUAGGUUUCUUCACUUCGAUUGCUGGUUUAAUGAAUUCAUGCAGUGUCCUAGAUUUGGAUGCUUUUGAACGUAAUACCAAAGCUGAAGAAUAUAUUCCAAGUGCGGGUGCAGGUCUAGGUGUCGGUUCGGAGGGAGCUGCUGGCGAGAAGAAUAUGCAUGAUGCGGAGUUUACGUGUGCCCUGUUUCGAUUCAUCCAACUGACUUGCGAGGGUCACAAUUUGGAAUGGCAAAACUAUUUGAGGACUCAAGCUGGAAAUACAACUACUGUGAACGUUGUUAUUUGCACUGUUGAUUAUCUACUGCGACUCCAAGAGUCAAUCAUGGAUUUCUACUGGCAUUACUCGAGCAAGGAAAUCAUCGAUCCCGCCGGAAAAGCAAACUUCUUCAAAGCCAUCGGAGUAGCAAGUCAAGUUUUCAACACCCUAACUGAAGUAAUUCAAGGUCCUUGUACACUCAAUCAACAGGCUUUGGCUCACUCAAGAUUGUGGGACGCUGUUGGUGGUUUCUUAUUCUUAUUUUCACACAUGCAAGAGAAACUAUCAAAACAUUCCAGUCAGGUUGAUCUUCUAAAGGAAUUGUUAAAUUUACAAAAGGACAUGAUUACUAUGAUGUUGUCUAUGUUAGAAGGAAAUGUUGUAAACGGAACUAUUGGAAAGCAAAUGGUAGACACUUUGGUUGAAUCAGCAUCGAAUGUGGAAUUGAUUUUGAAAUAUUUCGAUAUGUUCUUGAAAUUGAAAGAUCUAACAGAAUCACCAAGCUUCCAAGAAAUUGAUAUUAAAAAUGAAGGAUGGGUUACACCAAAAGAUUUUAGAGAUAAAAUGGAACAAUCGAAAAAUUAUACACCAGAAGAAAUGGAUUUCCUUUUGGCAUGUUGCGAACGGAAUCACGAAGGGAAAAUCGACUACGGAGCUUUCGUCGACCGUUUCCAUGAACCAUCAAAGGAAAUCGGUUUCAACUUGGCUGUACUAUUGACCAAUCUUAGCGAACAUAUGCCCAAUGAACCUCGAUUAGCUCGUUUCCUCGAAACAGCCGGUUCAGUUCUCAACUACUUCGAACCAUUUUUGGGUCGUAUUGAAAUUUUAGGCAGUUCAAAACGUAUCGAACGUGUUUACUUCGAAAUUAAGGAAUCGAAUAUCGAACAAUGGGAGAAACCCCAAAUUAAGGAAUCGAAACGAGCCUUCUUCUAUUCAAUUGUUACAGAAGGCGGCGACAAGGAGAAGCUUGAGGCUUUCGUUAAUUUCUGUGAAGAUGCUAUAUUUGAAAUGACUCAUGCUUCUGGAUUAAUGGCUACCGAUGAUGGUGGAUCGAAUAUUAAACGGGAAUCAUCUUAUAGUUCUUACAUGAGUGAGGAGGAAGAAGAACGUGCAGCUCGAGAUCCAAUCCGAAGGAGUAUUCAAGCUGUCAAAGAUGGUAUCAAAUUUGUUAUACACAUGUUAAGUCCGGCAAAUAUCAAACAUCAAAUCGGUGUUAUGCAAACCAAGUCGAUACCGGAAUUGAUUGUUGGCUUCUUUAAGAUCAUCUUCUACAUGUUCUACUACACCGGAUAUGGAAAUGUGUGCGUGGUUAAGUAUAUUUUUGGAAUUCUCAUGAAUCUUAUGCGUGGAUCUGGAUCUGAUGAGCCCGAAGUUAUGUUACCAAUUGAAGAAGACAAAUUUGGUGGAAGAUCACUUCCUCCAUUACCAAUUGAAGAACCUCCAGGCACUGUUCAAGCAUUUGGUUUGGAUAUUAGCAAAGAAGAAAAUGGCCAGUAUAAGGUUGCCCCCCAUGAGUCUCCGGGUGUAAGCCCUAGUUCGUCAAUGGAAGAAACUGGUGAAUCUAGCCCUGAAGAUGGUACGGGAACAUCUGAAGCAGUAAUUGAUGAGCAACAACAGGAACCAAUGUCGAUUGUUGAUUUACUUGGUGGCGAUGCUGCCAAAAAGGCUGCUCAAGAACGUCAAGAAGCUCAAAAAGCCCAAGAAGCAGCAAUGGCAUCAAUUGAAGCUGAAGCAAAGAAAUCUUCUGCUGCACCUCAAGAAACCCCAGCUGUUCAUCAAAUCGAUUUCUCACAAUACACACAUCGUGCUGUCAGUUUCUUGGCUAGGAAUUUCUAUAAUUUGAAAUAUGUUGCUUUGGUUCUUGCUUUCAGUAUCAACUUUAUGUUGCUCUUCUAUAAGGUUACAUCAUUUGACGAUGAUGAAGACGGUUCAGGCGAUGAAGAUCUUAUCAUUGGAUCGGGCUCAGGAGGAGGACUUUCGUCAUCUGGAUUUGGUUCGGGAGAGGGUUCAGGUGAAGAUGGUGAAGAUAUUGAUGAUAUACCGGAAUUGGUACAUGUUGAUGAAGAUUACUUCUAUAUGGAACACGUUAUCAGAAUAGCAGCUUUCUUGCAUAGUAUGGUGUCGUUAGCGAUGUUGAUUGCUUACUAUCAUCUCAAGGUUCCAUUGGCUAUUUUCAAGAGGGAAAAGGAAAUUGCUAGACGUUUAGAAUUCGAUGGUUUGUUUAUUGCUGAACAACCGGAAGAUGAUGAUUUAAAGUCACAUUGGGAUAAGUUGGUGAUAUCAGCUAAAUCGUUCCCUGUCAAUUAUUGGGAUAAAUUCGUCAAGAAGAAGGUUCGUCAAAAGUAUUCAGAGACCUAUGAUUUUGACUCGAUAUCGAAUCUCUUGGGUAUGGAAAAGAGUGCUUUUACAGCGCAAGAAAGUGAAGAAGGCGGAUUCAUCAAGUACAUCUUUAACAUUGAUUGGAGAUAUCAGGUGUGGAAGGCUGGAGUAACAAUUACUGAUAAUGCUUUCUUGUAUUCACUGUGGUAUUUCACUUUUUCGGUUAUGGGUAAUUUCAAUAAUUUCUUCUUUGCUGCCCAUUUGCUGGAUGUAGCUGUUGGUUUCAAGACCUUACGAACAAUCUUGCAGUCUGUAACGCAUAACGGCAAACAGUUGGUAUUGACAGUGUUACUUUUGACUAUCGUCGUAUACAUUUACACCGUAAUUGCUUUCAACUUCUUCCGUAAGUUCUAUAUUCAAGAAGAAGAUGAUGAAGUUGACAAAAAGUGUCAUGGCAUGUUGACGUGCUUUGUCUUCCAUUUGUACAAGGGUGUACGAGCUGGUGGAGGUAUUGGUGAUGAGAUCGGUGAUCCUGACGGUGAUGAUUAUGAAUUCUAUCGUAUUAUCUUCGAUAUUACAUUCUUCUUCUUCAUCAUUAUUAUUCUGCUGGCUAUUAUUCAAGGUUUGAUUAUUGAUGCUUUUGGUGAGCUUCGUGAUCAAUUGGAAUCGGUGAAAGAAAAUAUGGAGUCAAAUUGCUUUAUAUGUGGUAUUGGAAAGGACUAUUUCGACAUAGUACCGCAUGGUUUUGAUACGCACGUUCAGAAAGAACAUAAUUUGGCCAAUUACAUGUUCUUCCUUAUGCAUCUUAUCAAUAAACCGGACACUGAGUACACGGGACAAGAAACUUAUGUUUGGAAUAUGUAUCAACAAAGAAGUUGGGACUUCUUCCCAGUUGGUGAUUGCUUCCGUAAGCAAUAUGAAGAUGAAUUGUCUGGUGGCAGUGGAGGCUAAACAUUUUUUUUUAGUAAAAUUGGUUCUCUUUUGAACGAAAAAUUUGAUUAAUAGUUAAAACGAAUUGAACGAAUUAGAGUAUUAUUGGGAGAGGAGAUGGAAAAUGUUUGAUUAAAAAUAAAAAACAUAAUCUAUAAAAAAUAAAAGAAAUAUCAAUUUAUUAGAAUUUUUCUCGAUUUAUUAGUUUUCAAAAUAUAUAUUUAUUAAUUUAUUUAAAUAAAAAAAAAAAAAUAAAAAACAAAACAUAUUUUACUAAUUUUCAUUUUUUCGAUUUAUAAAAAAUAAAAGAAGAAAUAUAUAUAAAUACUUUUUAA
Molecule: messenger RNA, 15991 nt
Organism: Episyrphus balteatus (marmalade hoverfly)
Lineage: Eukaryota; Metazoa; Arthropoda; Insecta; Diptera; Syrphidae
Gene: RyR
Product: ryanodine receptor
Exons: 35
Coding region: 219-15677 (5152 amino acids)
Biological process (GO): intracellular calcium ion homeostasis; calcium ion transmembrane transport
Cellular component (GO): sarcolemma; Z disc; sarcoplasmic reticulum membrane
Molecular function (GO): protein binding; ryanodine-sensitive calcium-release channel activity
Source: RefSeq, a predicted model, not a curated record